AUGGACGAUGAGCCGACGUCGUCGCGUCGAUCGGGCGACACGGCGACAUCACGUCGCAUGUGCGGCUCGGCGGAUUCAACGGCGAGCGACAGCGACACCGCCGACGAUGCACCUCUUCUAGCUAGCGGCAGUCAGCCUGUCCGAAUCGACAUGCCGUCUUCGGAAAAGCCUGCGUCACCUCAUGACCGAUUUCCAAAGGAACGUGCAAAAGCGCUGUGA
Molecule: messenger RNA, 219 nt
Organism: Cooperia oncophora
Lineage: Eukaryota; Metazoa; Nematoda; Chromadorea; Rhabditida; Trichostrongylidae
Source: the annotation of a GenBank genome assembly